This is a messenger RNA of Ceutorhynchus assimilis (cabbage seed weevil), 3541 nucleotides long. Lineage: Eukaryota; Metazoa; Arthropoda; Insecta; Coleoptera; Curculionidae. The record is from the annotation of a GenBank genome assembly.
AUGUUCGCCAACUCGAAAAGUGAGCCCAAUUUACCUAAGAAAUUGGAAUUUGGAGUACCGGGCCUGCCCACCUGCGGAGGAGUCACGAUGCGCGAAAAAAAGAGCGGCGCCCUCUCUCGCAUGCAAAAGCUCAGAAAGAGGCUGUCGCACUCUUUCGGACGAUUAUAGCAAAGACAAUCCAUCUACGCCACGAAUGACAAAUUUGGCGUCACCCCGACCAAAUUGCCAGAUUUUAUUGCCCCGAAAGACAGUUUGUCAGGCAGUUAUGGUGUUUUGCUCCUUUGCGCUCAAAUUCCGUCACAAGGGGGAGAAGUGAUGUAUGGUGAUUCGCCUUUCGGUAAAUCCGAAGCCUACAUUAAAUUAGAACAAUUAGGAGAGGGAUCAUAUGCUACUGUGUACAAAGGAUUUAGCAAUUUACAAAACCAAGUAGUGGCAUUAAAAGAAAUUAGACUGCAAGAAGAAGAAGGAGCUCCUUUUACGGCAAUCAGAGAGGCCUCCCUUCUCAAAGAACUGAAACACGCCAAUAUCGUAACGUUACACGAUAUCGUGCACACGAAAGAGACUUUGACGUUUGUCUUUGAAUAUGUGCAUACGGAUUUAUCGCAAUAUUUAGAGAGGCACAGCGGCGGACUGGAUUUCCGAAACGUGCGCCUCUUCCUCUUCCAGUUACUGAGAGGUCUGUCGUACUGUCACAAGAGGCUGGUACUCCACAGGGACGUCAAGCCUCAGAACCUUUUAAUUUCCGAAAUUGGCGAGCUGAAACUGGCUGAUUUUGGAUUGGCGCGGGCCAAAAGCGUUCCUAGUCACACGUAUAGUCACGAAGUAGUUACGUUAUGGUACCGACCGCCUGAUGUCCUGUUAGGUUCCACUGAAUACUCUACUAGUUUAGAUAUGUGGGGUGUAGGUUGCAUUUUUGUUGAAAUGAUCACUGGCAUGGCGAUUUUUCCCGGAGUAAGGGACACUUAUGAUCAACUAGAUAAAAUUUUUAAGGUACUAGGCACGCCCACCGAAGACGAUUGGGCCGGCUGUACACGACUGCCGGGCUACAAGCCUCACAAACUAGCCAACUACAAGACGCGGAGGCUGGGACUGUGCUGGCCGCGGCUACACGACGUACAAUACGGCGAGGCGAUGGCUACCGGCUUGCUACAGCUCAAUCCGGACAACAGGUUGGGUGCCGAAGACGCCAUGCACCACCGGUACUUUCAGGAACUACCAAAGAAACUUCUAGAACUGCCAGAAGACGCUUCAAUAUUUAGUGUGGAAGGGGUCCACCUCUACCCGGAACAAUACUCAGGGAUCAAAUGAGAGCGGAAGAAGCACCGUUGCCAGCUCAGUAGCGGUCACAGAACCAAGCAAUGAUGUCGCGUCGUUUUUCGAUCUACUAUAGUAAUAGUCCGCCGAUUCUCUCGUACAAUCAUACCAUAAUAUUUUUGCGUUUUUUUUUCUCCCUUUGCCAACGAAAACUAGAAGGUUUUUUACGUAAAUGUGGCAACAUCGAACUGACCUGGUAUGCGCGCGCAACACGAGGUUACUGGUAUCGGUUUAACUAAGCUGCGUUUAAACCUUACGCUAGGUAUUCCUUUGUCCUUAUCCAGUGUAGGACAAAGAUAAAAGUACAGUUGAAACACACGUCACGCGGUCUUCGUCCUUCCCUUUUUAUCCCAUACAAAUAAGAAGGACAAAUUGCUAUACAUAAGUUUUAACAUGAUUUGAUACGUCUUGUGCAAUGAACGUUGCUGCAUCUUUUUUUAUUUAAUGAAGUUUUCGUAUUAUUUACUUCUUUGUCUGGUGAAAUAAAUAGAUCAAUUGGAAUAUAUUCCAAUUCAGUGUUGCCACAUUUACAAUAAUAUCGUUGAACUAUCAUGCAAUAUCCUUGUAAAAAAAAAUAAUUUUAAGUUGAAAAAUUCUAUCCCUAAGUUUAAGUCAAAGUUAUUUUUGUAUUUAAAAGACUGGGAAUUAUAAAACAAUUUUUCUAGGGGGCACCCUACAAUGCCCCCUUUGUAAUUAAUUUAAUGAGGAAAACAAUUUUUUUGUUUGUUCGAUAUUGUUUCUGGUUUGUCUCUCUUCAGGCGUUGUUAUUAUUAUAUUUUUUGUCUUUUUUUUUUCAAUGUUAUUUGUAUACCCUUUUUUUAUAUUAUUUUUUUUUGUUUAUAUACAUUAUGGCAUUAUUUGAUCAAAAAAAAAAACGAAAUUUAUUUUAGUCAAAUUAAGGAGGUUUUGAUUACAAAUAAAUUUUGUCUGAAAACUGUGAUUUAAUAAAAUAAAAAAAUGAUGCAUUUAGGUGAACCAGACCAAAAAAAAUUAUCAAAUUAAUCGAAAGCUGCGUCGAAAAGUUUAAAAAAAAAAUAGAAAAUGGCUAACUCAUUCCUUCCAUAGUGCUCAAUUAAAAAAACCGUGUGUGUAAAGUAAUUUUUUGUGUGUGUGAAGACUAUCCCUUCAUACAAACUACUAAUAAAAUAAUAAAGCCUUAUUAUUAUCAAAAAAAUUGGGGCAAAGUGACACUGAGUACAGAUUUUGAAAGCCCUUUUUGUAAGCCUAUUUUUAUUUUGUUUUGUUGUUCCAAUAAUGUAAAUAUAAUAAAUGUAGCAAAGAAAUCACCUUGUUGAGUUACGCAAAUCUUAGAUAGCCAUUUUGUCUGUGUUAUUUUUAAGAGUUGAGAAUCCUCGUGCUGUGAAAAUUCUAUAAUCACAAGGAUUUUUUUUUUAGCAAAAUAGAUCUUGACUGUUUUGUAAAUAACAUCAAUAAGUGCCAAAAAAAAGGGGCAAGGAUAGAAUAGAAAAAUUGUAGGCCGAUUGUAGACAUUUAUUAUUUAAUUUCUAAUAAUCAUCACUAUAGGCCUAACAAAAAACAGCUAAUUAGAAAAAAAAAUCAGUAAUAAACAAUUCUAGGGAACGAAAUACAUAAAUGUAGAAUGUCUUCAAAAUUCUAGAAAUUAGUGAGAUUUAAUUUAAUUAACAGAAAAUGGAAUCUUUGUACUACUAUAGAUAGAAAUCUUUAUAGAUUACAAAAAAUAAAUCAAAAUCAAAAAAAGGCACUAAUUUUUGUUGCUGCAGUGCACAGCUUUAUCCCCCCACAAAAAAAAAAAUAAAGGACGUCCAAUAACUAAAAAAAAAAACCGUCUCAUGUUCUAACUGUGAAAAUUUGUAUAUUUAAGCGUUGAUUAGUAUUUGAAGGCUUUUUUUCUUAAUAGAAAUUUAGUAUUUUAUUUUUAAAUACAAAUCAUCGUCCCCCCAAAAAUGCACGCUAAAAGCAUGCUCUCAUUUUUUUUGUUGAGAUUAUCUCUCAAAUGUUGCAAUAUAUAUUUUUCGAGUAUGAUGUAAAAAACAACUUUUUGUGAUAAAGGGUGUGUUGUUUUUUUUUUUAAGUGAAUGUUUUUCAAAUUGGAAUUAAUAAUGAUAAUAAGAAAAAAAAGGAAUUCACCCCGAGAAAAAGGCGAGGGAUCCUCUUGGUUCCCUUGUCCAGAGAACAAUGUUGCUUUUGUACAUAGGAAUAGUUGUUUAUAUUUAGGUUAUCCUAAGACUAUUAAAAAAUAUUAAUA